Aedes albopictus (Asian tiger mosquito) is the source of this 2426-nucleotide messenger RNA. RefSeq lists its product as uncharacterized. Lineage: Eukaryota; Metazoa; Arthropoda; Insecta; Diptera; Culicidae. The transcript is spliced from 5 exons. Bases 710 to 1321 code for a protein of 203 amino acids. The record is from RefSeq and is a predicted model, not a curated record.
UUGCUAUUCGCAAUGAGUUUGAUUGUUGCUUCCCAAAACCACCAAUUUCGCAUCCUUGCACAACGUGUGAGAAAUCAUAACAAACAACAAACUUUCACCUUUGCGCAAUGAUGGCUGUUUUCCAUCACAUGAUGAAGCUGCAACAAUUGCCUUCCAAGCAUUCUCGCGAAUCGCACGUCAUAAAACAUUGGCCAAAAUCGACACGAACAAUAUUGUGACGCACUUGUCUUGAAACCUCAUACCGAUGACCAUCCUCUCAAUGCGCAAACAACGACAACGUGGUGUUGAUCACCGACCGUUGAUAAUGAUCCUCCUCGCAUUUCUGCAUGCUGACAUCGAAUGUUAUGGUCGUUGCCGGCUCAGUCAAUCGCACUCGGAGAGAGUCAGUGGGUACUCCACUCAGUCUAGCACUACAAUCCCUCGUGCGCGCCCGUCUCGCACGGCCGCGGCCGCCAAGCUGUCCAAUCCGUAUCAGCAGCCCAAACGACAAAGAUCGUUUGAGGAUCAUAUGUUCAGGCACCCACCGUCCCAGCCAGUCAUCGCUUGAAUUCUGAACGAAUCGGAACGUGUUAAGUUUUGAAUAUAACACACGGUUAUAGUGAAAGUGGGAGUUACAGUUUUUCGUGCACGCUACGUAAAAAUAGGAUCGUGGUGAACUUGGGAGCUGGACGGACACUGCCACGGGCCAAGGUCUUCGCUUGGAGUGAUCAUGGAGCGAAUCUUCAGUGGAUAUAUCAAAGCGCACGGAUACGCGAUAGCGGUGGCCUCGCUCACGUUCGGGUGCAUCUUCGCCGUCAAUGUGGCCCACGUGGAAAAUUUUCCACAAGGAGGAAGAAUAUUUGCGGUGGAUGAGGAGGGUGAGGACGACGGUGGCGCCAGCAGCUUAGGCGGUGACAUCGAUAUUGAUCGGAUAGGUGCCGGCCAGACAUACUUCCGAAUGCAGCCCAUGGGUCAGUUGGUAUUCUCGUUGGCCUGGGUCCUCGCGGGGACAAUCUUCCUGGUAGGGCUGAUGUUGGAGAAAAAGAAGACCAUCCUUCCUUUUGCCAGUGUGUUCACCAUCGACUGGAGCGUGAUUCUGAUCCGGCAUCUGACCGGACUGGAGCAGAAAAGUUUCCAGGAGGUGUUGCUGUCGUCCAGCACUGCAGUAUUAGUCGUUAUCCCUGUGUACGUUGGCUUCACCCUAGCCGCCCUCUACCGAUUAUUCGAGCUGCGUGCCAUCGAGCGAGCCCAGCGAGCCGAAGAAAACGGUGAUUUGGAAAACGGCCGGAAACCGGUGAAAUUCAUUUUGGGUGACGAAUUUGACGAUUCCUGGAUCAGCUAGGGGUCACCGCGGUUCGGUUACAUAUCUGAUAUUAGUGAUACAGCAGCCCUGUUAGUAUUAACACGUCCCAUCCCAAAGAAAUACAAAACCACAUGUCCUUUCUUUUGUUUGUAAAUAUUUUCGUUGUAAGAGAGAGGGGCAUUACAAAUCAACCCACUGAACCAAAGCGAACAAAUAGACCGACUUUACAUCAUUUGAUUCGAUCGAUCCCUAUGUCAGGAGGAGUAAACAUAAUGAUCACUAAGGGAGCGACUGAUCACCGUCGAAUGACGUCUCCGGUCAGUCACAAUGGAUUGAUAGUGAUCCCAAUCAACACACUCUCGGUUGCAUUAUCUCGUCUCCGUCCGCGUUCUUCAACUGAAAUACAGGGCUUCAACAGUUCGCUGCCUUAUCAGUGUUGUUACUACAUACUGAAUCCAACGAUCGCCUCCGAGAAGGAUCACCCAGUGAAUCAAUCCGCUGUUGUCAAUUCCAACUCAGUCGAUGGGUUGAGUUGGUGUUGGAAGCAUUGAUUUUCACGAGAAUGGACAAACCAGUGGCGCGAUACGUCAGGUUCAAUGGAUACCUGAUCUUCGGUUGUACGCUGCUGAUCGUGUUCUAUGAAACGGUGUCGUUGGUCAAGCAUACACUGUAUUAUGAGCAAAAUCUGGAACUGCUGGAAGGAUACACCGUUAUCAGGCGUCACUUGGUGGGGCGCUGGAUUGCCGCCAUAGUGUGGUUGAUCGCCCUGGCGGCGUAUUUCAUGGCGAUGCAAUGGAAGGACGGAGAGUUUCUCAAACCGGCGAAAUUGCUGUUUUGCGUCGAUUUUCUAAUGGUUGUGACGGAGGAUGUCAUCCGGACGAGCAAGGGUAACGGCGACGAGCGGUUCAUCCAGGAUGAGAAAUGUUUGCUCGUUUUCAUCGUGAUUGUGGCGUACAUACUGUACACUAUCAACAUGCUGCAAACGUUGUUCCAGUUGCAACAUUUGGAGGCAAAGAGCAGAGAAAGCAAGCUAAACUUAAUAAAUGGUAGUAGUUCAGACUGCACGGUGUCAUACAGUUUGCAUCUAUCCAAAGCCUGAACGAAUUAAAGGAAAGUUUUUUUUUCUAUUACCGAAAUCCUACUU